This is a messenger RNA of Saccoglossus kowalevskii, 3496 nucleotides long. Its product is annotated as flocculation protein FLO11-like. Lineage: Eukaryota; Metazoa; Hemichordata; Enteropneusta; Harrimaniidae. The record is from RefSeq and is a predicted model, not a curated record.
GUUUAGAAACUGAAGCUUCAAGUGAGCUGAUGACAACAAGGUCCAUCAAAGCGACAACUGCAGCAAUUCCUGAAACAACUACGAAAGUUUUGAAAACUGACGCUCCCAUACAGCAAACAAGUGAAUCCAGAAAAGUGACUACUGUAGAAAUUCCUAUAGCUACUACCGAAGGUUUAGAAACUGAAGCUUCAAGUCAGCUGAUGACAACAGGGUCCAGCAAAGCGACUACUGCAGCAAUUCCUGAGACAACUACGAAGGUUUUGAAAACAGAUGCUCCGUUACAGCAAACAAGUGAAUCCAGAAAAGCGACUACUGUAGAAAUUCCUAUAGCUACUACUGAAGGUUUAGAAACUGAAGCUUCAAGUGAGCUGAUGACAACAAGGUCCAUCAAAGCGACAACUGCAGCAAUUCCUGAAACAACUACGAAAGGUUUAGAAACGGAAGCUUCAAGUGAGCUGAUGACAACAAGGUCCGUCAAAGCGACAACUGCAGCAAUUCCUGAAACAACUACGAAAGUUUUGAAAACCGACGCUCCCAUACAGCAAACUAGUGAAUCCAGAAAAGUGACUACUGUAGAAAUUCCUAUAGCUACUACCGAAGGUUUAGAAACUGAAGCUUCAAGUCAGCUGAUGACAACAGGGUCCAGCAAAGCGACUACUGCAGCAAUUCCUGAGACAACUACAAAGGUUUUGAAAACAGACGCUCCGUUACAGCAAACAAGUGAAUCCAGAAAAGUGACUACUGUAGAAAUUCCUAUAGCUACUACUGAAGGUUUAGAAACUGAAGCUUCAAGUCAGCUGAUGACAACAGGGUCCAGCAAAGCGACGACUGCAGCAAUUCCUGAGACAACUAAGAAGGUUUUGAAAACAGACGCUCCGUUACAGCAAACAAGUGAAUCCAGAAAAGUGACUACUGUAGAAAUUCCUAUAGCUACUACUGAAGGUUUAGAAACUGACGCUUCAAGUCAGCUGAUGACAGCAGGGUCCAGCAAAGCGACUACUGCAGCAAUUCCUGAGACAACUACGAAGGUUUUGAAAACAGACACUCCAUUACAGCAAACAAGUGAAUCCAGAAAAGUGACUACUGUAGAAAUUCCUAUAGCUACUACUGAAGGUUUAGAAACUGAAGCUUCAAGUGAGCUGAUGACAACAAGGUCCGUCAAAGCGACAACUGCAGCAAUUCCUGAAACAACUAUGAAAGUUUUGAAAACCGACGCUCCCAUACAACAAACAAGUGAAUCCAGAAAAGUGACUACUGUAGAAAUUCCAAUAGCUACUACCGAAGGUUUAGAAACUGAAGCUUCAAGUCAGCUGAUGACAACAGGGUCCAGCAAAGCGACUAAUGCAGCAAUUCCUGAGACAACUACGAAGGUUUUGAAAACAGACGCUCCGUUACAGCAAACAAGUGAAUCCAGAAAAGUGACUACUGUAGAAAUUCCUAUUGCUACUACUGAAGGUUUAGAAACUGAAGCUUCAAGUGAGCUGAUGACAACAAGGUCCAUCAAAGCGACAACUGCAGCAAUUCCUGAAACAACUAUGAAAGUUUUGAAAACCGACGCUCCCAUACAGCAAACAAGUGAAUCCAGAAAAGUGACUACUGUAGAAAUUCCUAUAGCUACUACUGAAGAAACUGAAGCUUCAAGUGAGCUGAUGACAACAAGGUCCAUCAAAGCGACAACUGCUGCAAUUCCUGAAACAACUACGAAAGUUUUGAAAACAGACGCUCCGUUACAGCAAAUAAGUGAAUCCAGAAAAGUGACUACUGUAGAAAUUCCUAUAGCUACUACCGAAGGUUUAGAAACUGAAGCUUCAAGUGAGCUGAUGACAACAAGGUCCAUCAAAGCGACAACUGCAGCAAUUCCUGAAACAACUACGAAAGUUUUGAAAACCGACGCUCCCAUACAGCAAACAAGUGAAUCCAGAAAAGUGACUACUGUAGAAAUUCCUAUAGCUACUACCGAAGGUUUAGAAACUGAAGCUUCAAGUGAGCUGAUGACAACAAGGUCCAUCAAAGCGACAACUGCAGCAAUUCCUGAAACAACUACGAAAGUUUUGAAAACCGACGCUCCCAUACAGCAAACAAGUGAAUCCAGAAAAGUGACUACUGUAGAAAUUCCUAUAGCUACUACAGAAGAAACUGAAGCUUCAAGUGAGCUGAUGACAACAAGGUCCAUCAAAGCGACAACUGCAGCAAUUCCUGAAACAACUACGAAAGUUUUGAAAACAGACGCUCCGUUACAGCAAACAAGUGAAUCCAGAAAAGUGACUACUGUAGAAAUUCCUAUAGCUACUACCGAAGAAACUGAAGCUUCAAGUGAGCUGAUGACAACAAGGUCCAUCAAAGCGACAACUGCAGCAAUUCCUGAAACAACUACGAAAGUUUUGAAAACAGACGCUCCGUUACAGCAAACAAGUGAAUCCAGAAAAGUGACUACUGUAGAAAUUCCUAUAGCUACUACCGAAGGUUUAGAAACUGAAGCUUCAAGUGUGCUGAUGACAACAAGGUCCGUCAAAGCGACAACUGCAGCAAUUCCUGAAACAACUACGAAAGUUUUGAAAACCGACGCUCCCAUACAGCAAACAAAUGAAUCCAGAAAAGUGACUACUGUAGAAAUUCCUAUAGCUACUACCGAAGGUUUAGAAACUGAAGCUUCAAGUCAGCUGAUGACAACAGGGUCCAGCAAAGCGACUACUGCAGCAAUUCCUGAGACAACUACGAAGGUUUUGAAAACAGACGCUCCGUUACAGCAAACAAGUGAAUCCAGAAAAGUGACUACUGUAGAAAUUCCUAUAGCUACUACCGAAGGUUUAGAAACUGAAGCUUCAAGUCAGCUGAUGACAACAGGGUCCAGCAAAGCGACUACUGCAGCAAUUCCUGCGACAACUACGAAGGUUUUGAAAACAGACGCUCCGUUACAGCAAACAAGUGAAUCCAGAAAAGUGACUACUGUAGAAAUUCCUAUAGCUACUACCGAAGGUUUAGAAACUGAAGCUUCAAGUCAGCUGAUGACAGUAGGGUCCAGCAAAGCGACUACUGCAGCAAUUCCUGAGACAACUACGAAGGUUUUGAAAACAGACGCUCCGUUACAGCAAACAAGUGAAUCCAGAAAAGUGACUACUGUUGAAAUUCCUAUAGCUACUACUGAAGGUUUAGAAACUGAAGCUUCAAGUGAGCUGAUGACAACAAAGUCCGUCAAAGCGACAACUGCAGCAAUUCCUGAACAACUACGAACGGUCUGUUUUUUGAAAACCGACGCUCCCAUACAGCAAACAAAUGAAUCCAGAAAAGUGACUACUGUAGAAAUUCCUAUAGCUACUACCGAAGGUUUAGAAACUGAAGCUUCAAGUCAGCUGAUGACAACAGGGUCCAGCAAAGCGACUACUGCAGCAAUUCCUGAGACAACUACGAAGGUUUUGAAAACAGACGCUCCGUUACAGCAAACAAGUGAAUCCAGAAAAGUGACAUACUGUAGAAAUUCCUAUAGCUACUACCGAAG